Messenger RNA from Fonticula alba, 913 nucleotides. RefSeq lists its product as hypothetical. Lineage: Eukaryota; Rotosphaerida; Fonticulaceae. The transcript is spliced from 5 exons. The coding region runs from base 47 to 688 and encodes 213 amino acids. The record is from RefSeq and is a predicted model, not a curated record.
CCCCCCCCCCCGCUCCUUCCUGCCGCCUCCGUCUCUUUGCGCAACUAUGCUUUGCCGCGUUUCCUCCGCCGUCGCCCGCGCGCAGGCUCGCCGCCUCUACUCGUCGACCACCCCGGUCAUCGCCCAGGCGGAGGCCGCGUCUGCCGGCAAGGCGACGGGCGUCCUCGCCCGCACGCAGAGCUUCGUCAAUGGCGGCUUCGUUUCUUGGGUUUGCGCCUUCGCCCUUGGUGCUGGCUUCGGCACGUUGGUCAACAAUGCCUACGCCGAGUCGGCCCCUCCGGCCCCCACCAUGCAGGAGAUCGCCCAGCUGGAGGCUUCCAUGGCUCUGCUGACCGGCUCGGUCGCCGCCCUUGGCAAUGAGUUCGCUGCCAUCCGCGCCCUCGAGCACCACGCCGUCCGCGCCGAGGACGUCAACGCCGUUUACAAGUCGAUGAGCGACAUGAAGCACCAGGUGGAGGACCGUCUGGCCGACAUCAACAAGGCCGUCCUCCAGGCCAAGGCCGCCCAGAGCGAGCUGAAGGCCACCCUGGCCGACCGGUCGCUGGAUAUGGCGCUCAGCAAGCUGGCCAAUGCCACGCCGGAGGAGGUGGCCCGGGCAUUUGCCGCGCAGCGCGAGGCCCUCCAGGCCCAGCAGGCCCAGCUCGAAGACACGCAGACCCACCUUCAGAAGAUUGGCAAGUCUGCCUGAGCAACAUGCGGCUCUUUACUUCCGCUCGUUGAUCUUCUUGCCGGUGUUCGGCAGGCCGUUCUUCGUCUGCUUGGCCUUGUUCGGGAGACGCUGUGCCAGACGCUCAAGGGCCUCGGCCUCCUGCAUAUCGGCCGCCGCCGCCGCCGCCGUCAUCACCGUCACCACCACACAUCCCAGGCGUGUGCCCAUUUUCACAUCAUCAAAUAGAUACGCCAAAUCAGCAAA